CACACUCGCUUGAACGGAUCGGUAAAUACCAACCCAAAAUGGUAAAUACCAUUUUGAUUUGGUUAUCCGCUUGAAUUUGAUUUGUGUCUAUGAACAGUCUAGUUUUUCCAUUGUCGCUGGAUGAUUCCAUAAACCAUAAGCGGCAACGCUGCCAAGGGAGGAAAUGUCAGUGUCAAAAAUUUCAUGACGUGUGCGGCCCACAAAAUGAUAACAGUAAUUUGUUUAUAUAGUAUUUUCCUCCAAAUUUAAAUAGUUUAAAUUUGAAGAAACCAGAAUCAAAUUCAGCUGUGCUGGAUUUGUGUAACUGUCAAGCAGAAUAUGACAGGGCAGUCAAAAAUUGUAGCGAUAUUUGCUUAAGGAACUUCAUGAUGGAAAUUGGCAAAGGAAUAUCGUGUGCCCAGUUCAAAUUUUACAAUAACUUUGAUUCUGCUAACCUUGCCAAAGUGGAGUAUAUCCCUCAGGAUGAUAGCGCUCCCGCCAGAAACAGUAAGUCAGCGAUCCAUGACACCUGUGAUGCUGAAUUCAAUGUGUGGACGAAACCAGACUGUGCUGGUACCCCAUUUGAAAACGGAAACCGUACGUGGUUCUAUUUCGGCUUGCAAGCACCAAAAUCAUGUAUGUGCGUAUGUCUCAAUCUGGUCGAUCUCAACAAGCAGGCCAAAAUGUAUAGUCAAGGUAUGGCUCCCGUGUAUAGAGUGUUACCUGGUAGGCCACGAUGGGAUCGCAUCCAAGACAAACCUGUAUAUAGUUUGAACGAAGACAUUUUCACUUUGAGCUUCAAAUUUCGAACUCCCGAAAGUAUAGACAGCAUUAUGUAUUUCGCUUUCACGUAUCCGUUCGCUUAUUUGGAAUUAGAGAAGAUGAUGGUGAAUUUGGACAACAGGUACCUUCACGUGAAGCCUUUAUGCGAGGAUGAUAUUUACUAUGUACGAGAGACGAUAAUUCGUUCUAUCGAAGGAAGAAAUGUGGAUCUGAUCACUAUAUCUUCGUAUCACGGAAUCACUGCGGAGCGAGAGCCGCGCCUAAAAAAUAUAUUCGCAGGAGAUACACCUAGGCCAUUCAAGUUUAUCGGAAAAAAGGUUAUCUUCGUAUCGGCGAGGGUUCAUCCUGGCGAGACGCCUUCCAGUUUUGUGUUCAACGGCCUACUCAACCUGCUGCUGAAUAGGGAUGAUCUGACCGGCCAGUCGUUGCGCAGACUUUACGUUUUCAAAAUGAUCCCGUUUUUAAAUCCGGACGGAGUAGCGAAGGGACACUACCGGACCGACAGCAGGGGCGUCAACCUCAACAGGGUCUACCUUAAUCCCAACCUCGCUGAACAUCCAAGCAUUUACGCAGCUAGGUCUCUGAUCAGAUAUCACCAUUUUGGUAUCGAGAAAGAAGAUAUAAUUCCGAAAUGUGAUGAAUGUAAAAAUCUACAAAGAAAUCAGACAGACGGCAGCUAUGUAGUCGAAGCGAAACCAUCAAGUGAAACUGCAAUUGACAAAAGAGCUUCACACGUAUUGUUCGAUGAAGGAGACGCUUCUUCGAAGCCGUGGUGCACUAGGUGGCACAACUUCUGUCGAAUGUGCGGCUGUCCGUUAAAACAUACAGAUAGCAAAGAGGAGGUGACGUUCGAGAAAGCGGUCGUGGGCAGCCACGGUGACGUGAACUCAAACGAGUCCGGUCUCUUUAUGUACGUCGAUCUACACGGACAUGCCUCCAAGAAGGGCGUCUUCAUGUACGGCAACCACUUUGACGACGCGGAGCGAAACGUAGAAUGUAUGCUGCUGCCAAAGUUGAUGAGUAUCAACAACCACAAUUUUCAUUUUAACGCGUGCAACUUCACCGAGAGAAACAUGUAUCUUAGGGAUAAGACAGAUGGCAGGAGCAGAGCCGGAUCUGGGCGAGUGGCGGUGCUAUCUUUAACCGGAAUAAUAAAAAGCUACACUCUCGAAUGCAACUACAACACGGGAAGAUUAGUGAACGUAUUACCUCCUACCACAAAAGAACCGUGCGGAAGGAUGCAUUCCAUAAAUGUUCCGCCAAAAUAUACACCGCACGUAUUUGAAGAAGUUGGCAGAUCGCUGGGUUCGUCGAUCCUCGACUUGACCGGUCACAAUCCAUUCUCCCGGCUUCCUAACAGCGAGUUUCAUACUCUGAGCGGCUUACGCGACUGGCUGCGUAACUUACAGACCGCAAGCAACGUGGACGGUGCUUUCCGGAGGAGAUGUUAUCCUAAAGGGGCACGACUCAGGCCUAGUACAGCCGGCGCAUCCGUCCCAUUACAGCUCUAAUAUGCAGUUUUGAUGUGUAUAUAUUUAUAUUAAAAAUAUACCUCAGACUCGAUCGUCGCGUACGAAGGCCUGCGGUACAGUUGUAGCAGUUUCCACGGCCGGAAUCGUCGCGUCGAAACGACAUCACAAGAGACGUCCGGCGAUCCCACCGGACCGGAAGGAGAAUCUUACUGUGCAACCCAUAGCCAGCGGUUCUAAAACAGUUCCCAGAGAUCUGCAUAAGUGUUUCAAGGCGAAAUCGCGCAAGGAUCUCACGCUGAAGCUGGCAGCUAAAGAAAAAGGAUCUGGGAUACCAAAGAAAAUAGCAACGUCAAGUAUAAAUUUGACCAAAAGACCAAUGCAUAGAAACUCGGACCGGAGGGAUUUGAGUCUUAAGGCAUCUACGGAUUCCAAGUCGAAGUCUGAUGUUUCGCCAACAUUCAAGUCAAAUAAGAUCAGUAACGUUGAAGAUGAUGUAACCGGUAGAGAACCUUCAACCGACGACUACGUUCAGCUGCGCGAAAUACGCUUCUAUAAAAACCACGAAGGGUGCAAAACCGUCGUAGCUACCUACGAGAACGCGGAUUUUGACGAUGACAGUCUUGUGGUGUCAUGGAACGCGACUUCCAGAGAACGACCUCGGAUCUAUACUCGCAAGACGCGCGUAUUGUCCGCACCACCGUUCGGGGGCAAGAAGAUUAGCGAGUUGAUGUCGGCUGGAGGGAAGCGGCCAGGAGGUGUGCGGGUGCAUACUUUCAAUAAGGAAGCCGGGACUGUUUCCAAUAGGCCAAAGAAGGUUGGGUUGCGUCGAUUGGCCAGCAACGUUGAGAUUGAAACCAAAGAGAAGAGAAAAAAGAAAGUGAAGAAGGGCAAGUAAUUACGUGUAUGCGAUUUGUAAGAUGUAUAUGUAUAUUGAUGCAAUAAAGAGAAACUACCGAUAAUCUGGA
This is a messenger RNA of Acanthoscelides obtectus, 3199 nucleotides long. The record is from the annotation of a GenBank genome assembly. Lineage: Eukaryota; Metazoa; Arthropoda; Insecta; Coleoptera; Chrysomelidae.